GCGAGUCCCUCCAGUCAUUCCCAGCUCGGGAACUGAAGUGACAACAUCUCGUGCGUCACAGAGACGCUUCACUUCCCUCUCUCUCUGCGGAUCCAGCGGAGGAUGAACUGAAACUUCACCGACUCCUUGUUAUUAUUUUUUUACCGGAGCUGGGAGACACUCUAUCGGAUCUAUGAAAAAACCCACGUGGAUUAGUGAAACCGUUUUAAACCAGAAGGAAUGUAUAUGUUCUUGGUCAAACUAACUCUCCUGCUGUCGCUGAUCGGACAAACACGAGGCCUGAGAUGCUCCACGCUCACAGAGCCGUGUUUGAACCAGGGGAAAUGUGAAACAACUCCAGAUGGGAACGGAGAGUGCAAGUGCUGGGAUGGAUACGUAGGAAGCCAUUGCCAGUUUCGUGACCCGUGCACCUCCUCGCCAUGCAUGAACAGUGGCGCGUGUCAUGCCGUCACCAGGGGGAACACGGUGGACUUCAGCUGCACCUGCAAACUGGGCUACAUCGACCGUCACUGCCAGACACCCGUCAGCGAUGUCUGCAUCAGCUCGCCGUGUCGCAACGGAGGGACCUGCGAGCUCGAGACCCUCCAGACGUACAAGUGUCGCUGCCCACCUGGAUGGUCAGGUAAACUGUGCACACAAGCCGACCCCUGCGCCUCGAACCCCUGUGCCAACAACGGCCAGUGCUCUGCCAUCGAGUCCCACUACAUCUGCACCUGCACGUCGUUCUUCUCCGGAAAGAUCUGCAAUCAGGACGUCAACGAGUGCGAUGCAACCCCAUCGCCCUGCAAGAACGGCGGCCUGUGCGUCAAUGAGGUCGGUGGCUACAGAUGCCAGUGUCCGCAGGAGUACAUGGGCAAGCACUGCGAGAGCCGCUACCUGCCGUGCAGCCCGUCGCCCUGCCACAACGGAGGCACCUGCAUCCAGAAGGGAGAGACCAGCUACGAAUGCUCCUGCGUGCCAGGUUUUACUGGGAAAAACUGCAACUACAACAUCGACGACUGUCCCAAUCACAGGUGCGACAAUGGAGGGACGUGUGUGGACGGAGUCAACACCUACAACUGCCAGUGUAAACCAGAAUUUACAGGUCAGCUCUGCGCAGACGACGUUGACGAGUGCCAACUCAUGCCCAACGCCUGCCAAAAUGGUGGCACGUGCCACAACAUCCACGGCAGCUACCAGUGUGUGUGUGUAAACGGCUGGACCGGGGACGACUGCAGCGAGAACAUCGACGACUGUGCCAGCGCCGCAUGCUACAGCGGCUCCACCUGUCACGACCGCGUGGCGUCUUUCUACUGCGAAUGCCCCCAUGGCCGCACAGGUCUGCUGUGCCAGCUGGACGACGCCUGCAUCAGUAACCCGUGUCAGAAGGGCUCCAACUGUGACACCAACCCUGUCACUGGAAAUCAUUUCUGUACCUGCCCCUCGGGAUACUACGGUGCUUCCUGUGACCAGGAUGACGAUGAGUGUGCACUGGGCUCCAACCCGUGUGAGCACGCAGGGAAGUGCAUCAACACCAAGGGCUCGUUCGAGUGCAAGUGCCAGCACGGUUACACGGGGCCACGGUGCGAGCUGGACAUCAACGAGUGCAUGUCCAACCCGUGCAUGAAUGAGGCCACAUGCCUGGACCAGAUAGGAGACUUCCACUGCAUCUGCAUGCCAGGCUACGAGGGGGGCUUCUGCGAGAUCGAUUCAGACGAGUGCGCCAGCGGCCCCUGCCUGAACAACGGCAAGUGUAUCGACAAGAUCAACUCUUUCCACUGCCAGUGCCCCACAGUUUACUUCCAUCAAAACAUAUGA
This is a messenger RNA of Paralichthys olivaceus (Japanese flounder), 1797 nucleotides long. NCBI's taxonomy places the organism in Eukaryota, Metazoa, Chordata, Actinopteri, Pleuronectiformes, Paralichthyidae. The record is from RefSeq and is a predicted model, not a curated record.